GGUGGGCGGAGCCGUGACCCAGGAGAGACUCUGGACCAGAGAAAGACGGAGAUCAGAAGCGGCCGCUCAAAAGACAGUUUUCACUGCUCCACAGCUAACGCCAACGACGCUCUCUCCCUGUCUGUCGGUCCAAAACACCGGACAAACAGACCCGCCACGGGUUGGAGCACUGUGACGCACGCGCGACCUCAGGCCGAGCGCUCCCUCCACAUCUCGCGAGAGCAUGGCUCCAGAUCUCGCGUGAGUGAUUCUUGGUUCCCCGGCUGAAAGUACCAAGCGCGGGUUUCCAAGGCGGGCGUUUCUGCUGUUGGCGUCUUCCUACAGGAGUUUUUUAUAUUGAAGACAAUGUCUGGAAGCUUCUACUUUGUAAUUGUUGGCCACCAUGAUAAUCCAGUUUUUGAAAUGGAAUUUUUGCCACCUGGGAAAGCAGAAUCCAAAGAUGAUCACCGUCAUCUGAACCAGUUUAUAGCCCAUGCUGCUCUUGACCUUGUGGAUGAAAACAUGUGGCUUUCUAAUAACAUGUACUUAAAAACUGUGGACAAAUUCAAUGAGUGGUUUGUAUCGGCAUUUGUCACUGCAGGACAUAUGAGAUUUAUUAUGCUUCAUGAUGUGAGGCAAGAAGAUGGAAUAAAGAACUUCUUUACUGAUGUCUAUGAUUUAUAUAUAAAGGUCAUAUCAAUCAUACUACCAUUGGUUAGCUGCGAGUACUUUUCAAAACGAAAAUACUGGAAUACAGAAUUCCUGAAGAGGUGCCAGGUAAGGUGAUGCAUGUCUAUGAUCCCAGCACUUGGGAGGUAGAACGGGAAGACCAACAAUUCAGAGCCAGUCUCAGAUAUUCGGUGAGUUUGAGGCUGCUUUGGAUUGACCCUAUCUCAGACAAACAGGUGUGGUAGCUUACGCCUGAAUUCCAAGACUUAUGAUUCAGGAAUGAUUACAGUGAAUUUAAUGCUAGUCUGUGUUAGAGUUCAAGGCCAGGCCAGGUUACAGAAUGAGAAACUUGAAAAUUUUUCUUUAAGGGGGCAUUUUGUUGUUUAUUUUUAAGAUUAUUGCUGAUUUAUUUGUGGGGGCUCGGGAGAGGUGGCACCUGCCAUGGUUUACAUAAUGGAGAGAGUUCAAGGUAGCUUGCAGAAAUCAACUCUCUUUUCACCACUCGCGUCCUGGGGAUGGAAGCCUGGUUGUCAGCUUGCCUUUAGGCACUGAGCCAUUUUAUUUUAUUUUAUUUUAUUUUAUUUUAUUUUAUUUUAUUUUAUUUUUGAGAUAGUCUCCUGUAGCCCUACCUGGCCCUGAACUCACUAUGCUGCUAAAGCUAUCCUUGAAUCCUGAUCCUCCUGCACCUCCCAAAUGCAGAAAUUGCAAGGGUAUGCACCCACACCUGGCUAAGAUGUUACAAUUUAACAGUGGGUAUCCUUUGAGAAGCCCACACAAAUGCCAUGGGUGCGCCUUACUUCCUGGGUGUCUCUUUCCCCUUAACCCUCAUAAUUACAGUCUAUAUUUAAGUUCCCUUUUAAAAUCCCAAUUCUGCUUCUAAAAAAAAAAUAACAAUAGAACACUUUCAAUGAGAAUUAAAAAUGAGACCUAGACUUUUGUCUUUGCUAAAUUUUAACUGAAAAUGUAAAUUUCCUUUAGCAACUGUAAUUCAUGAGCCUCUUUGCUUUAACAGGCUUACUAAUACCUUCUUCUUUCCUAGUUUGCAAUGAAUCCAUUUUAUGAACCCAAUUCUCCUAUUCGAUCAAGUGCAUUUGACAGGAAAGUCCAGUUUCUUGGGAAGAAACACCUUUUAAGCUAAAUGGAGAAAAACUCUGAAAUAAACAGUAUCACUGUCGUGGGCUAUACUCAGGAAUGUGUGGGCUGUAAGUAAUUUGAAAUAGCCUGGAAAACUUUCACUUAAAAUUGUACAUUGUUUUCAUGUUGAUUAUCAGCAUUAAUAUUUGCUUGUCGAGUGUUAUAUAUAAAGAAUUCUUUACCAGUAAUUUAAACAUUUAUUUAAAAGCUUGAGAAUGAACUCUUGCCUUUCCUGAUUGAGAUAAUUUGAUCUUAACUUAUUAAAUUCAAAAGCAAAUGUCAUAGUUAAUAUUUGUUAGAUUUAAAACUAAAAGCUUCUGCAGACAUGAAUGAAAUUAUUUAUACUUUUAGAGAUAUUCUUUUUAAAUGCAUAAUACACUAUAGUACCAAGAAGCUGAAGCAGAAAGCCUCUGCCAUACCAAGUGUUACUUGCCUACCUGCCUGUCGGGCUGAGAAUAGUGAUCCUGCUAUUAUGACUCUCUAUCCUAGACCCAUGUACACUGCAUCAGUUACAGGCCACUGCAAAAUGUAUUGCCUCUGUUACCUUAUAUUCCUGUUUCCUUUCUCUUAAUAAACUAAAAGUUGAAUGUACUUGUAUCUGUACUUUAAAAUGUAAUACAGCUUUGGUAUUACUAAUAAAAGCCUGAGUUACACUGACAUUUGUAGUUAGCCUUUUAGACAGUAUACAGAGUGGGAGGUGGCAGAUGUGGCUUCUAUAAGAAAUGUUGGUUUGAUUUUACAAUAGUAUAUAUGCGUGGAAAAUCAGGUAAACCAGCUUUUCAUGUACACACUGGGAGACUUUUCCAUUCUCAUUUUUGAGUAAGCAGUUCUAACAGCCUUCUUGGAUCUUUUUGUGAAGUUGUUACCAUCACUCUUUGAGUUCUUACAUAAAAACUUACAUUCAAGAUUGUAGUAGUUAGAUGCCUAUUUCUAAAAUGCAGCCCAACACCAAUACUUUUUACCCAUUUCCCUACUGAUGUCUGAAAACUAACAUGCUAGGUACAUCUCACCCAAUUUAACAGCUCAGAUCACAGACCACCUCUCAACUAGCUGUCAAAGGCACAGGAGGUGUUACUCAGUUAAGAGUAUCUUCUGUUCUUGCAAAUGACCCAGGUUGGCUUCCCAGUAGCUAGGCGGAGCAGUUCUAGAAGGAUCCAGUGACUCUGACCUCCUUGAGCACCUGUACUUACAGGCACAUACUAUUAAAAAUAUUUUUUUAAAAAUUUGAACAAUGCUAAUAGGAGAGACCCAAGUAUGUACUUAUCAUAUACCACUUGUUUCACCCUCAAUGAGCACAGAACCCACACCCAGGGAGGUGCUAUAAUUCCAGACAAACAAACAGCAUCAUAUUAUAGCAUGAAGUCAAGGGUGAGACUUGGUUUCUAGCCCCAGAGAGCAAGAGGUUACCUUGCAAAGAGCCUUCCUUUUCUUCAGGCUUAGGAGGGCAAGAUGGGAGCUAGGACCAUUCACUUUGUGUGAGUAUAUUGCCAAAGUUAAGUACAAAUUUUCAGUGUGACUGUCAAGUAG
Messenger RNA from Arvicola amphibius (Eurasian water vole), 3309 nucleotides. RefSeq names its product trafficking protein particle complex subunit 2 (gene Trappc2). The transcript is spliced from 5 exons. Gene Ontology annotation, cellular component: cytoplasm; TRAPP complex; nucleus. Gene Ontology annotation, biological process: endoplasmic reticulum to Golgi vesicle-mediated transport. The record is from RefSeq and is a predicted model, not a curated record. Lineage: Eukaryota; Metazoa; Chordata; Mammalia; Rodentia; Cricetidae. The coding region runs from base 346 to 765 and encodes 139 amino acids.